AUGAAUAUUUAUUUAAAUAGUAAAUAUAAAAAAUUUAGAAUAACAUUACUAAUUCUAUAUUUUUCAUUAAUAAAAUUAAAUGCAAUCAAAAUAAACAAUAAAAAAAAAUCAGAAUUACCACAUGAAUAUGUAGAAAAAAGUAUCCCACUUAAUAAAGUAAUACCUUAUUUUGAUGAGGUAAUGACAAUUCAUCAAGAUAAGGUAUUGAAAAAGGUAAGUAGUGGAGAUAAUAUAUGUAUAAAAUCAAUUAAGAAUCAUCAUUCUUUAAAUCCAUCAUCAGAAAUAAAAUAUAAAAUUAAUAGUCAAGAAUUUCUUGUGGAAACUAAUCAUGACGGUAAUAUAUAUAAUUAUACAAAAAAAAUUCUAACAAAUUUGGGUUUUGAUUUAUGCAACAAAAUAUUAGAACUUUUUAUUCCAUCUAAUAAACAUAUAUGCGAAUUUCAUUCUUUUUACAAUUACUUUUUAUAUAUUAAUUACGUAAAAAAUGAAAAAAUAGAAAAAAUAAAAGAAGAACUACAAAAAGGAAAAUUUAUAUUUAUUAAGUUACCUGAAAUUUUUAAUUUAAAUUUAAGUGUUGCAAACUUUUCUGAAAAUGAAUAUAAUAUUAAAAGUGGAAUAUUAGAAAAUAAUUUAAUAAAAAUAGACGUUACAGAUAUUAUGUUGAAUAAUAUAUGUUCAAAUUACGACAAAGAAAAAGAGUCUGAUAACAAAAAGAAAAUAUAUAAUAAAUCCCAUAAUGUAAAUGAAGAAAAAAACAUAAGAUUUGCUAUUUUAACUUCUCAUGAGUUAAGCGAUAUUAUUAUAUUUUCUUUUAAAAUUAUAAAUAUUAACUCUAUAAGAAAUUAUAAAAAUAUGAAAAAUAUUGUAAAACUUAAAAAAGAUAUAAAAAACAUAUAUAUGGAAUGGGAAGAAUGGUCUCCUUGUUAUAAUUCAUGUGAGAAUAAUUUUGCUUAUAAAUGUAGAUAUAAUAAAUGUAUAGAUGACAAAAACUCAUUUUGUGAUAAAAAUUUUCACAUUAAUUUUAAUGAAUGUGAAUCUACUCUUUGUAAGGAACCAUUAAAAGAUGAAGAUAAUAAGGAAAUUAAAAAAGAAAUAGAUUUUCCUUCAAAUAUUGAAAAAGUAAUAUAUGAUGAUGAAGAAAUGUUAAGAGAUAAUAAAGAUAAAAAAAAUGUAAACUUCUUUAUGUGGCUAAUAAAUGACAAAAAAUUAUCUCUUGGUUUAUUAAUAUUUGUUAUUGGAAUCAUAAUAUUAAGUUGUAUAUAUUGCUAUGUAAAUUCCAGUCUAAAUUUUCAUAAUGAUGAAGAAUAUUAUGUAUCAAAAUAUAGAUGA
Molecule: messenger RNA, 1329 nt
Organism: Plasmodium gallinaceum
Lineage: Eukaryota; Apicomplexa; Aconoidasida; Haemosporida; Plasmodiidae
Product: conserved Plasmodium protein, unknown function
Exons: 5
Coding region: 1-1329 (442 amino acids)
Source: RefSeq, a predicted model, not a curated record